AUGGCUGCAAAGAAGGUCCUCAUCGUCAUGUCUGACGCCCACUCUUUCCCUCUGUACAACACCGGCAGUGAAGGCAAGACCGUAAGCCAGGACUCAGGCUACUUCCUGAUGGAGCUCGCGAAGCCACUUCAGAAGAUCCUCGACGCCGGUUACGAAGUCACAUUUGCCUCGCCCAAGGGCAAGGAGCCUCAGCCAGACCCGCUCAGCACAUCCCUCCUCACAUACGCGGGCAAUGUGUACGAGCGUGGACGUCAACAGGAUCUCAUCGAGCGCAUGAAGCGCGAGAACGGGUUCUCGAGUCCGCGCAAGUUCUCGGAUAUCAGCGACGAUGAGCUGAAGAGUUACAGCGGUAUCUUCAUUCCUGGCGGUCACGCACCAUUGUCAGACCUUGGUGACAACCCCGAGCUUGGUCGCAUUCUGUCACACUUCCAUCAGCAGCAGAAGCCUACAGCGGCCCUGUGUCACGGGCCGUGGGCAUUUCUGUCAACCAAGGUUGGGCCGCAGAAGGAGUUCGCGUACAAGGGAUACAAGCUGACGUCAUGGUCUGAUGCUGAGGAGAAGUUCAUGGAGACGAUGCUAAGGGGAGAGAUUACGAAGGUUGAGGGUACGCUGCGGGAGAACGGCGCGGAUAUGCAGGAAGGUGUUGCGAAGAGUAUGGGAAGCAUCACAGUCGAUCGUGAGGUUGUCACUGGCGACAACCCGAUGGCUGCGAAUGCGAUUGGUGACAAGUUCCUGGAGAUGAUGGCUGGAAAAUAG
Messenger RNA from Macroventuria anomochaeta, 756 nucleotides. Its product is annotated as class I glutamine amidotransferase-like protein. The coding region runs from base 1 to 756 and encodes 251 amino acids. NCBI's taxonomy places the organism in Eukaryota, Fungi, Ascomycota, Dothideomycetes, Pleosporales, Didymellaceae. The transcript has a single exon. The record is from RefSeq and is a predicted model, not a curated record.